AUGGCUGAUUUUGCCCAGACCAAACCAAUAUCGCAACCUUCUAAGCAAAAACAAUCUCCCGAGGAGUCUAGACCACAGACUGGUACCACCAAAUCCUCAAAGGAUUCUUCUUUGACUCUUGAUACAAAAGGACCAGAUCCCACUCCUCCUUCUGCUUCCCUUUCAUCUGAUUCAUCAUCAGCUUCUCUCACAUCCUCAUCAACACAAAACAAACCUUCCACCUCCCGGCCACCCACCACGUUGUCCCAACGAGAAAAGUCGGCACCAGCUGGAGAGUCGUCCAAAGAUUCAGGCAGCUCGAAAAAGGAUCCUGCGCCAGCAACAACAACAAAACCCGCCCCGCCGUCUUCAUCACCCGUCGAUAAAGACCCUGGUCCGGCACCUCUCAGGAGAGCUUUAUCGUUCAAGAUCCCUCUCAAAGUCAACACCGAAACAGCCAACGGCUCUUCCUCCAACUCUUCCACACCCAACCGGUCCCGUGCCUCCUCCGCCGUCUCCGACUCCAACAAUAACAAUCCGGAAAAGUCCACCACCUCGCCGCUCCACCAGCGCACCCGCUCCAAAAACGUCUCCCUCUCCUCCAUCGGUGAAGUAACCAGCCCGGUUCCUCACCAGCUCCCCCUUCCCGCCUCGCCGUCUUCGCCUCCGCCUCCAUACAGCCCCGUGGUCACAGUCAAAGACCCGGAACCCGUAACCGCACCAUCACCGACUUCGAGUCGCUCCCCGACCGAGCAGUUCCUUUUCGACCGAGGCCUCCUCCCCGAAGAGCCCUCUCAGCAGAUCCCAUCCCCCCUCGCACUCCAGUCCGUUCUGCAGUCGCAGCUCACCAGCUACCUAGCCACAAUGUCUGCUCAGCCGGCCAAGAACCCCAGCGUCGAGCAGGUCUCGCCCCAGCAGCAGUACCAGCAGCCCCCUCAGAACAUGCGCAUGGCCCCCAUGUCCGGCCUGCCAGUUGCCGCACCACUCCCCGGUCUUUCUGGUCAGGCCAACAGCGUCGUUGGCAACCUGCUCAAGGGUCCCGUCGGUCCCAACGGUCAGCUCAAAGAUGCAGCCCUCAUGGUUGGCAUCAAGUUGGAUCUAGAAGCCGAAGUUCAUCUAACCGCCCGAGUACGUGGUGACAUUAUUGUUGGGUUAUAUUGAUGAUUUCCAGCUCAUGAUCGUGGGGAUUCAUGACUUUUCUGUUGGAGACUAAACUCAGAAAUGGGUCAAGUCCCUCAAACACCGAACCAACAACAGGAAUCUGCAUCAACCAGAUUUCUCACUGUGUUUUUGGCUUGUGUUUCUUUUUAUUUCUCUUCUUUUCCACGACAGGGAAGCACGGAUGACAUCUCUCAUCCAAAAAACUGGCGUUCAAAGAUAAUGUUAACAUGGGAUGGCAAGAGGAGGGGGCAUAGUUUGGACGGAGCUUCUGUGAUCCAGGCGAUUCAUUGGCUUCCUUUCCCAAGACUAGGCUAUUUUCCUUGCAAAUCUGUGACGGCCGCA
Molecule: messenger RNA, 1482 nt
Organism: Pyricularia grisea
Lineage: Eukaryota; Fungi; Ascomycota; Sordariomycetes; Magnaporthales; Pyriculariaceae
Exons: 3
Coding region: 1-1140 (379 amino acids)
Source: RefSeq, a predicted model, not a curated record